Molecule: messenger RNA, 1521 nt
Organism: Haplochromis burtoni (Burton's mouthbrooder)
Lineage: Eukaryota; Metazoa; Chordata; Actinopteri; Cichliformes; Cichlidae
Gene: igsf5a
Product: immunoglobulin superfamily, member 5a
Exons: 9
Coding region: 181-1209 (342 amino acids)
Biological process (GO): cell-cell adhesion
Source: RefSeq, a predicted model, not a curated record
AGGGCACGUUUCAGUGACCAGGUUUGAACUUUGCUCCCUGUGAGAGUCGCAGGUGGAGUCAGCCACAGCGCUGCUCACCUGCCGUUUCAGGAAAUGAAGCGUUGAUCCACGGCACCCGCCACGACCCACGACUGGAGGUAUCACACACCGUCUGUCCCCAUCUUUGAGAUAAGCACUACCAUGACUGUCUCCUGGGCCUCUCUCUUCUUCAUCUGUUUAUUACCCUGCACGAUGGGAGUGUCAGACCAGUUUCAGCUGGAGCCGAUGUCUGCAGCAGUGCUUAAAGGCUCCGAUGCCCAGUUCAUCGCCAGAGUGACCGGAUCGUGGGAAUUCAUGGCCUGGACAGUUGGACAGUUUCUGGUCCUCACAGUCCGUAGAAACACUACAAUACUCCCAGUAGAGCAGUAUUCAGCUAGAUUCUGCUCCAGUGAUAACAGCAGUUGUGUGGAGUUUACCAUCCAUAACGUCAGCCGCUCACUGAUCGGGCCCGUCACCUGUGCGGUUCAAGGGUCAUAUGGAGAAAAAACAGUACAGCUUUCUAUACAAGAGAACGGCACGAUCAGCAUCGCAGGACCGAGCAUGAAGGUGAUGUAUGACCAGCAGGUAACGUUCCAGUGUGUAGCAGCUGGUUGGUACCCCAAACCUACAGUCACAUGGACUCUAAAUGGUAACGCUAUGAACAGCACCCUGGACAACUUCACAGAUAAUGGGGAUUUCUUUAACUCCACCAGUGUACUAACCUUCCAGGCAGUCAGAGACACGACAGUCAAAUGUUUGGUGAGCAUCCCAGCACUGACAUCUCCGCAAUCAACGUCUCUCUUCUUAGCAGUUGCUCCCAAGCCGCCUAAUUGGACUGUGUUGAUAGCUGUGGUUGUGUCCUUUGGAAGUCUUGCUCUGCUGGUUUUGCUCAUCAUUGGAAUUUGGUUUUGCUACAAACGCAGGAAAGAAAAACAAACAAACUAUCAGGACGAAAUGAGGAGAGUGAGGACACAGAGCCAGUUAAGUGGUGUGCAUGGACCCAGAAACAAAGAGGGACAAGUGAACACAGCAUAUGUGCCGGAGGGUCAGACAAGUGUUCCUACCAGUGAAAUCACUGACAAUGGCUUAUUCCAGGUAUCUACUGUGGCAAACAGUGCACAAGCAGGUGGUGCCUUCUACAAUUUUGAGGAUCCAGGCUUCAUAAAACACAGACACGCCACGAUUGUGUGAGGACAAACAGAGGACACGUCUCUGAAUGCUUGCGAGCCUGGGAACAAACCUGCACAGCAUCUAAACGGUGCUCGACUUUGUCUGGAUAAAAGGUGAUGUGAAUGACUGGAUCUGCUCAAACCAAAGACUGAUGUAGUGUGAAGGCUGUAGCCUCAGGUGGCCACGCAGAUUUUAAAUCCUCCAUAAUUUAUUGUAGAGAAGAAAUCAUAUAACCCUGCGAUAUAUAUACGAAUUGUGUACAUUUUUAUUGUAACAUUAUGUGAAUUUAAAUAUUCAAAAGUGAUGAAAGUGAUUAAACUUCUAAAUCCCCUA